This is a messenger RNA of Ruditapes philippinarum (Manila clam), 1341 nucleotides long. RefSeq lists its product as uncharacterized. Bases 1 to 1341 code for a protein of 446 amino acids. NCBI's taxonomy places the organism in Eukaryota, Metazoa, Mollusca, Bivalvia, Venerida, Veneridae. The transcript has a single exon. The record is from RefSeq and is a predicted model, not a curated record.
AUGAAGCAAAAGUUGAAAGCCAUGGAUCACACAGUGGAAAUGUUAUUACAGCAUGAAGCAAAUUUUCGAACCAAAUUGGAUGAAGAAAAAAAGGAUGAAGCAUAUUGUAUGGAUAAAGUUAAAGGUCACAUUGAUUAUUCCUUUGAAAAAGUUAAAACUGAUGUUUUAACAGAAACGUCCACACGACGUAAACAGUUAACGACCGCGAGUACUAGUCAGACAGAAUAUUUGGAAAAACUGAAAGGUGAGAUAACACGUUCGAAUGACGUAUUUGAAAAUGCUUCCUUACAACAUGAAAUACCAAGGUCAGCCAUGUACGGGGAGCUUGACAAGGAGCUUUUGGAGUAUGAAUCAAGGAUCAACAAGCAUAAGAUAAAGGCAAGCUCUCUUUAUUUCUGCGUGGUGGAUAGCGCGUCAUGUCUUGAUAUUUACCGACGGCUCGAAAAGUGUUUUCGUAUUGAAAACGUAACAGAUGAACUUGAAUAUCAAGUUGAAAUGACGCAAUUAUAUACACGCAAAACACCAAGAAUAAACUUUGUCGGAGACAAAGUAGUUGAUUGUGUGAAAAUAAUUAAAUUGCCGGAGAGAAGAACAACUCCAAGAUACUGCGUGUGGAUAGACAAAUACAUCAUUGUGUCCUUGCAAGAAGAACAGACACUGGAGAUGUUUGAUACCAUAACUGGUGCUUUUAUUUCGAGAUACGUGUGGAAAAGUCAACCAUGGGCAAUCACUAGGGUAGACAAUGCAAAUUUUGCCGUUGCGUUCCCCAAUGAAAAGACAAUAACUCUGAUGACAGUUCUAAACAAGUAUAUGAAAAUUAAAAAUGGCAGUACGCCAGUUCAAACAUCUUUUGAGGUAAGUGCAGUCGCCUAUAACUCUGAGGGCCAGAUAAUUUAUGCUGCAUCUAUGACUGAUGGAAGUCAUAUCGAGAAGUAUGAUGUUCAGGGCAAAGUACAUGGCGCAGUUUUUCUUGAAAACAGCUCUGGUGGAAUUUACAACAUAACAUACGAUAGCAAGUUGAAAUACCUGUUCGCAUCUUGUCACGAGCCUGAUAAGGUAGUUUGUUUGGAUAUUAACGGAACAAACAUAUUUGAAUACAGUGAAGAAACAUUAAAGAAACCUUGGUCAGUUGUCUUAGACGAUACAGAUAAUGUUUAUAUUACAUCUUACAAAGGGCAAUGCAUCCAUCAGUUGAACAAAAAAGGCAUCUUGAAAAACAAAGUAGUAUCAUCAAAUGGAAAAGCGUUCAUUCAGCCACUUGGUAUGUGUUUUAACCAAUACAAAAACAGAUUUGUUCUUUUAUUUGCAGAAUCAGCGACCAUGCAAAUAUUCAAACUCUGA